Acinonyx jubatus (cheetah) is the source of this 2973-nucleotide messenger RNA. Its product is annotated as zinc finger protein 285. The coding region runs from base 1344 to 2861 and encodes 505 amino acids. NCBI's taxonomy places the organism in Eukaryota, Metazoa, Chordata, Mammalia, Carnivora, Felidae. The transcript has 4 exons. Gene Ontology annotation, biological process: regulation of DNA-templated transcription. The record is from RefSeq and is a predicted model, not a curated record.
UUUGGUUUUUUUGGUUUUGUUUUUGGUGCUUUCCUCCAGGCGAGGAUUGUGGGCCUCUAGGGAAAUGCUACAAUUUUCUUACCCCAGGAUGGCACAAAAAGAAAGACACUUUCUCUAACAGGAAUCUUAAAAUGCAAAAAGUAAGCCCCAAGAGCGGAGACUUCUCAAAGGGAAUCUGAAAACUUCCCGUGUCUUCGUGAUUUGUAGAAAUAGGCCUCUUAUAAGACCUCCACCCACCCCCCACCCAGACUCGUGCUAUCCCCUGAUUAAAAACAGAAGGCACUGGUUGUUAAUUCUUUCUGCUUCAGAGAAGGAGAAACCUAUCACAGGACAAUGUCAGCUCUGAAGUGUGGAAGAUCUUCCAGAGUCCCCUUCAAUGGAAACAAGCCGUGAAAAGGGUAUUUAAAUACAUUUUAAUUGAAAAAUUGCGUGUUUAUAAAAUUAAAGGGUAUGUCUGCAGAGUUAAGAACCUGUAAAGGAUUUUCACUAAAAUGGGAAGAAGUGCUCAUUUCCAGGUGGUAAGAGAAUCUUGCCUCUCCUUUAUUAUCACGGGGGGAGAGUGAUUUGUUUUCAUUAUUGCUAGCAUUUCACUGUUAUUUUACCACUCUUGCGAUUGUUGUUAUUUUCGUUUUAGGUAAAUGACUGGCGUGCGGGUGACCCCAGCAGGGGCACGGGCCUCCUGGCUGCUGCGGCGCAGGGGCUUCUGGGGAUUGUAGUCCGCAGACUUUCCUGCGCAUGCGUUAUGGGCUCCGGCGGGCGCCCUGGGCGACCUUGUUUGGGGCGCUGAGGUGAGUCCAGCCCGGACCGCGCCCCGGUCGGAGGCGCUAGGGGUGGAGGGUGUACAGUCGUGAUCGCGCCCUGUUGCUAGAUGGGAGGAGUUGGAAGCGGGGACUGGUGGCCAAUGAAAGAGCCUUCUUGGCGGGGCGGAGUGUUGAGGUGCUCGCCCGGCAUUCCUUGGGAAGAGGUGGGCGAGCUUGAGCUGGAUUUGGGGGGACUGACUCCGGUAGUGCCUCUGCAGGUUUUGGAUUUCUGCGUUCUCGGGAUCCCAUUCUUUCCAAGAGGAAGACAGUAUGGUUAAGUUCCGGGAAACUGUGACCUUCAAGGAUGUGGCUGUGGUCUUCACUGAGGAAGAGUUGGUGCUAUUGGACAAGGCCCAGAUACACCUGUACCAGGACGUGAUGCUGGAGAACUUUAGGAACAUUGUCUCAGUGGGAGACAGGAUUAAAGACAACAUUUCACAUCUUCAGGGAAAAGGGUUGAGUUAUUUCUCGCCAGAAGGGCUCUACCGCUGGCCGAUUUGGAAAUAAAGGAUCAGUGAAUUAACUGGGAGUCAGGAGUGUAUCAUGACUGUUCAAGGAAAUUGUCCCCAGUAUUUAGAAGGAGAUGUUUUCUUCUCUGAAGAAUGGGCGGGAGUGUCUCUUCAGAUUUCUGGAAGUGAGAACUAUGUAAUAAAGGCCAUUAAUUUAGAAAAUCAAGAUGGCACAGGGUGGAAAGGCCCGACACAAGUCCUUACACCCGAGUCUUGGAAGGAAGCCCACAUGACUGAGCGCCAGAAUUCUCAAGGACAAGAUGAGAGAAUUCACGUGGAACAGACACUGUAUGGAUGCGCUCAGGGUGAUGGUCACAUCAGUCAGACAUCACGGGGUCAUGGUGAUUCCCAGGAAUGUAAAGAAGAAGAUCCCUGUAGAUACACUGACUGUGGGAAGCACUUGGCAGUGAAGUCAACAGUCCAUAACAUAGUCCCUGUGGUACCACAACCUGUCAAAUGUAAUAGCUAUGAGGUGGGAUACAUAGAUGUUGCAGACCCUCUUGUCCAUCCCAGCACUCACGUAGGAGAACAGUCUUGUAGGUGGGACCAGUGUGGAAAGGACUUCAGUCAGAGCUCAGGUCUUUAUCAUUAUAAAACUCAUUCAGAGGACAAAGCUUAUGAAUAUCAAAAGUGGGCUGAGGGCUGCAAGCAGAGCACAGACCCUCCCAGAUACCAGAAGGGCCCCUCGGGAGACAAACCCUAUAAAUGUCCCGAAUGUGGCAAGGUCUUCAGGCGCAACUCCUCUCUUCACAACCAUCACCGAGUCCACACGGGGGAGAUGCCCUACAGAUGUGAUGUGUGUGGGAAGGGGUUCGGAUUUAGGUCCCUUCUUUGUAUUCAUCAGGGAGUGCACACAGGGGAAAAGCCCUACAAAUGUGAGGAGUGUGGGAAGGGCUUUGAUCAGAGCUCCAAUCUUCUUGUCCACCAGAGAGUCCACACUGGCGAGAAGCCCUACAAAUGCAGUGAGUGUGGCAAAUGCUUCAGUUCAAGCUCUGUUCUUCAAGUCCACCGGAGGCUGCACACGGGGGAGAAGCCUUACCGGUGUGGCGAGUGUGGAAAGGGCUUCAGCCAAAGCACACACCUUCACAUUCACCAGAGAGUCCACACAGGGGAGAAGCCCUACACAUGCAACGUGUGCAGAAAGGCUUUUGCCUACAGUUCAGUUCUUCAUACUCAUCAGAGAGUUCACACAGGAGAAAAGCCUUAUACAUGUGACGUGUGCGGUAAGGGCUUCAGUUACAGCUCAUAUUUUCACUUACAUCAAAGAGAUCAUACCAGAGAGAAACCGUAUAGAUGUGAUGAGUGUGGUAAGGGCUUCAGUCGGAAUUCAGAUCUUCAAGUGCAUCUCAGAGUCCACACAGGAGAGAGGCCCUAUAAGUGCAAGGAAUGUGGUAAGGACUUCAGUCGUAACUCAUACCUUCUUGCUCACCAGAGAGUGCAUACGGAUGAGAUACACUGUGUGUAUUGUGAGGAUGGCCAGGGCUUUCGUUACAGCUCGGACCUUCUUACUCAUCAAAGACUGCACAAGAGGACGGAAACAUUCUCAAUGUAGUUAGUCAGGGUUCAAUCAGGAAACCAAGAAAGUCCAUGCCCUGAAGGUGAUAGAGGCUUACUCGGCAAUUGGGAGGGCUGGGGCAGCAAAGGGCAAGGACACUGUCACCCAU